AGAGUUGAGGGACCGGGUAACUACUUUGGCAAGUCUGUGCAGGAGUAUAGCGAAUUUAUCUAUGCUUGCGAAGCACUCUUCGAGCUGCAGCCUCGCACGUUCCGACGUGAACGUAAGAAAGUGGUAUAUGCUUCUACCAAGCUAAAGGGCAACGCGCAGGCGAACUAUAGGCGAUUCACGCGCGCUGUCCCUGGCGGCAGGGAUGCUAUCACCUGGGAGAUGUUUAAGGAACACCUCCUUGACCAAGUUCGUGACCUAGUCAACAGGGCAAGCGAAUUUGAACAUAAGUAG
Molecule: messenger RNA, 291 nt
Organism: Aplosporella prunicola CBS 121167
Lineage: Eukaryota; Fungi; Ascomycota; Dothideomycetes; Botryosphaeriales; Aplosporellaceae
Exons: 1
Source: RefSeq, a predicted model, not a curated record